AUGCACACGGUGAAUGCCAUCGAUGAGGUGUCAGACCUGCCUGGCAGGUACGCAGAGACACAAGGGUCUACAUGUGAUGUGAAGACGUGCGCGUGUCGCGUCAGGUGGAGGAUAACUCGAGACACGCGAGUGAGCAAACGGCUGUCGAGCCACGUCGCCGAGGUGCAGCAACUUAAACUCUGGGAUGGAGCCUACAUGCGCUUCACCAGCAACGUCAACGACCGAGGCAUCUCUAACGGACGUCUGUGCUAUGUGGAGGACUCCUCACAUGCCGGUGACCUCCAGACAUCGCAUGUGGUUGUCCGUCUCUGCCCUCGGACGAUCGACAUCUCGUAG
Messenger RNA from Vitrella brassicaformis, 336 nucleotides. Lineage: Eukaryota; Vitrellaceae. The record is from the annotation of a GenBank genome assembly.